Molecule: messenger RNA, 561 nt
Organism: Nerophis lumbriciformis (worm pipefish)
Lineage: Eukaryota; Metazoa; Chordata; Actinopteri; Syngnathiformes; Syngnathidae
Source: RefSeq, a predicted model, not a curated record
AUGACAACGCCGAGCAAAACGCCGCCCGGUGCCGACCCGAAGCAGCUGGAGCGAACUGGUACCGUUCGGGAGAUCGGCUCGCAGGCGGUUUGGUCGCUGUCCUCCUGCAAACCUGGGUUCGGCGUAGACCAGUUGAGGGACGACAAUUUAGAGACGUACUGGCAGUCAGAUGGAUCUCAACCUCACCUGGUCAACAUCCAGUUCCGGAGGAGGACUACGGUGAAGAUGGUGUGCAUUUACGCUGACUACAAGUCGGACGAGAGCUACACGCCUAGCAAGAUCUCCGUCAGAGUGGGGGACAACUUCCACGACCUGCAUGAAGUCAGGCAACUGGAGAUGGUUGAACCCAGCGGCUGGAUUCACGUGUCGCUGGUAAACCAGCGAACCAGCGAGCCCGUGCGCACCUUCAUGAUCCAGAUCGCCGUUCUGGCCAACCACCAGAACGGCCGAGACACGCACAUGAGGCAAAUCAAAGUGUACACGCCGGUGCAGGAGCGUUCCAUAGGAAUGUUCCCGCCGUGCACCACUGUGGAAUUCAUGAUGUACCGAACCAUCAGAUGA